Messenger RNA from Paramecium tetraurelia, 1116 nucleotides. RefSeq lists its product as uncharacterized. NCBI's taxonomy places the organism in Eukaryota, Ciliophora, Oligohymenophorea, Peniculida, Parameciidae. The record is from RefSeq and is a predicted model, not a curated record. The transcript has 5 exons.
AUGAACGAUCUGCAAGAUGAUAAUCCAUAAUACUAAUUUGACGAAUAACACGACUCCACUCAAUAAAUUGAAGAACCUACUGCUUCCUAGGCGAUUCCAGUCAAUCAACAAAAUAUCUCUUUGGAUAUCUCCGUUCAGGCAAGAACAAUUAGCGAAGCCUCAAGCGAAGAGAGAAAACAAUUCCUAAUACAAACUCUGAAAGUCUUGGCUGUAUAACAAAUAUUCUAAUUGUCAUUGGCCUUGGGCUUUGCUUUUGUAGAAGAAUGGGGAUUCUGUAGUAAUUUCUUCCUAUUCCUUUUCAUUUCAUAGAGCUUAGAUUUGUAUAUAGCCACAUUUAAGGCAAGGGGAAUAAAGAAAUAAGAAACCGUAAUGAAAUUGUAAUGGCUAGGUUGGAUGAUAUGCUAUUCAUUUGCAACAACUUUAUUUUCUACUUUAAUGAAUGUGAUGUACUUUGGUUGGCACUUUUAUUUACUAUUCCUACUAACAACAUUCCUAUUUCCCAUAAUAACCUUGGGGAUGCUUAUACACAUUUCAUCUGGACGUGUAUGCAUUAAUACAAAAUAAUACUCACUAAUUUACUGUGUUUUGAUCUUCUUCAUGGAUCUCUGUAUUUCAGUAUUUAAUGAGGGAUAUGUUCCUUUUGGAUUCCUGCUCGGAGAGGGACUGGUAUAUUUAUAUGGAUUGUACUUAACCUUCAUAAAUGUUUAAAUUUAGUAUCCAGUCAAUGACUUAUCCCUGAACUUUCAAUAGGAAGAAACAAAGUUCAAUUAAAUGAUGAACCUGCUUGAUAGAGGAACAUAACGAUUAUCAGUGGGUGUGAUUCCAAAUGAAGCUUAGGAAAUAACAAUGGAGGAGAUCAAGAAAUAGAGUAUUGGUUAAAGAUUACUCAAGUUGGCCAUUUUGUAAUCCUUCUGUUUAACCUUCUAUAUACUCCCAAUAUUCGUAUAAGGCAGAUACAAAGUUUGUAUAGAUUGGCAAGAAGUACGAGGUGAAAUUGGAUGAACAAUUUGUUGCUCCGAUAAUAAUCAACUUGGAUUUUUUUGGGAGGAUUCAAAUAUGCCACGGAGUGAAUAUGUAUAAAAAUAUCAAAUGUCACUGCUAUUCAUACAAAUUUAA